Molecule: messenger RNA, 954 nt
Organism: Carica papaya (papaya)
Lineage: Eukaryota; Viridiplantae; Streptophyta; Magnoliopsida; Brassicales; Caricaceae
Cellular component (GO): endoplasmic reticulum membrane
Source: RefSeq, a predicted model, not a curated record
CGAAGAGAAAAAGAGGAGUCUAGUUUAUACGUACGUACAAUCUAAUCCAAUAAAAUCAUCGUUAUCGUUUUCAUUGUCAUAGCAAUUAUAAUAAUGAAAACACAAGAUUAUCAUGAAUUCUCUGCUAUGAUAUUCUGAUCAUCGUCCCGCGAAAAUCGAUUUGUGUAGCAGGCAAAGAGAAGAGGAGAAACGAAUUGGAAGGGAAAGAGGAAAGAAAAGAAGAUGUACGUUCAGGCGGUACCAACGACGGAUGUGAACAGGAACACGGAGUGGUUCACGUAUCCAGGCGUGUGGACCACCUACAUCCUCAUUCUCUUCUUCUCGUGGCUUAUUGUCCUUUGCAUCUUUGGUUGCUCCCCUGGCAUGGCCUGGACCAUCGUUCACCUCUCCCAUUUUAUUGUUACCUAUCAGUGUUUUCAUUGGAAGAAGGGGACACCUUUUGCUGAUGAUCAAGGCAUCUACAAUGGGUUGACUUGGUGGGAGCAGAUUGACAAUGGCAAGCAGCUGACUCGUAACAGAAAGUUUCUGACUGUUGUACCAGUUGUUCUGUACUUGAUCGCAUCACACACAACAGACUAUGAGAACCCAAUGCUCUUUUUGAACACUUUGGCAGUUUUUAUACUGGUGGUUGCGAAGUUCCCACACAUGCACAAGGUCCGAAUAUUUGGAAUCAAUGCUGAUCACUAAACUGCCAAGGAAGCUGAGUUUGGCUUAAUCUAGUUCCUAGGGUUGAUUGAUAAUUUUGGCAUUUGUUAUGCCCCUGUACAGAAUAAUUAAACUGGAAAGGGUGUUAUUAUAUAUUUUCUUUCUUUUAUUAAGUGAAUACAAAUACCUCCCUUUGUUGCAUAGAGGGAAAAAUGUGCAUUUUGUUUUCAAUUUCCAUUGGUUAUCAACGUUGCUGGCUUUUGUUUAUUAAUAUCUUUUUCAAUGAGAAGGUAGAAGAACCUUUUGUAA